AUGGAGGCGUGUUCCUUAUCUGCUGAUUUAAAAACUUUAUCAGCCGGGGACAAAACAGAAAUUGGGGAAAGAGGAAUAACAUUAUCUGGUGGACAAAAAGCCAGAGUAAACUUGGCUAGAGCAGUUUACGCUAAUCGUGAUAUAAUUUUAAUGGAUGAUGUUUUGAGUGCAGUUGAUGCAAAGGUUGGUAUAAGUAUCAUGAAUAAAUGCAUUUUAGGGCUAUUAAAACAUAAAACAAGAAUUUUGGCCACACACCAGCUUUCACUUAUUGAUUCAGCUGAUCGAAUCAUAUUUUUAAAUGGAGAUGGUACUUACGAAAUUGGUACAUUUAAAGAAUUACAACUCAACAAUAAGCGAUUCGUUGAACUAAUGACCCAUAAUUCUUUCAAUAAUAAUGAAGAUAAGGUAGAGGAUGGUAACACUGGAGAUCUUGAUUUCGUGAAAAAUACUAGCAAGGAUAAAUCAUUACAGGCAUCAGAAGGAAAAUUAAUAGGAAAAGAAGUACGAGCUGUUAAUAAACUUAGUUUACAGAUUUACAGGAAUUAUCUAAAGUUUGGAUCAGGAGUAUUAGGAAUGUUAGGUUGGUGUGCGAUUUACUUUUCGAACACUAUAUUUGCAACAUUUUCGCAAUUAUUUUCUAAUGUAUGGUUAUCUUUCUGGGUCGAUCAUAGGUUCAGUAAGUCUUCUAAUUUCUAUAUUGGUCUUUAUGUUAUGUUUUCAAUUUUAUCUGUGAUUUUCUUGGUUAUCGAGUUAUUAAGCCUUGUUUAUUUAAUUAAUACCGCCUCCUUAAAGUUGAGUUUAAUGAGUACGAAGAAUAUUUUACAUACAACAAUGUCGUUCUUAGAUACAACUCCAAUCGGGCGAGUUUUAAAUAGAUUUUCAAGAGACACAGAAAUUUUGGACAAUGAAAUUGGGAAUCAAUUAAGAAUUACAAGCUAUUCGCUUUCUACUAUCAUCGGUGUUAUAAUAUUAUGCAUCAUAUAUUUGCCAUGGUUUGCAAUCUCUCUUCCACCCUUAGCCAUUAUAUUCACUUUCAUGAUAAGCUAUUAUCAGGCGUCUUCAAGAGAAGUUAAAAGAUUGGAGUCGGUACAAAGAUCGUUUGUGUAUAGCAUAUUUGGAGAGAUAUUAGGUGGAAUGGAAACUUUAAAGAUAUAUCAAGUUGAAGAUCUGUUCAACAAGAGAUUAAGCAAGCUGAUCGAUAAUAUGAAUGAGGCUUAUUUUGUAACUAUCACUAACCAGAGAUGGCUAGGCAUACAUUUAACAUUAAUUGCAUCUGUUUUUGCUCUCAUAAUAACGAUUUUAUGUGUACAAUCGGUAUUUAAUAUUAAUGCUUCAUCAGUAGGGUUGUUGCUAUCAUAUAUCUUGCACAUAACUACCCAACUAGUUCAACUAAUGAGAUCCAUUACAAGAGUUGAAAAUGAAAUGAAUUCAAUGGAGAGAAUAAAUGAUUAUGCAGUGAAUUUGGUUCAAGAGGCACCAUACGAAAUAAUUGAGACUACACCAAAGCCGGAAUGGCCAUCUAAAGGGGAGAUUCAGUUUGAGAAUGUUUCUAUGCAUUAUAGGGAAGGUUUGCCAUUAGUAUUAAAUGAUUUGAACUUUAAAAUACAACCAAAUGAAAAGAUAGGGAUAUGUGGUAGAACUGGAGCAGGAAAGUCAUCAAUUAUGACGUGUAUGUUUAGGUUAAAUGAACUUCAACAGGGCAAGAUUUUUAUUGAUAAAAUAGAUAUUUCGUCACUUGGACUUCGUGAAUUAAGAUCUAAAUUAUCUAUUAUUCCACAAGACCCAAUUCUUUUCUCAGGCACUAUUAGGAGGAAUUUAGAUCCAUUCAAUGAAGCAGAUGAUAAGAUCUUGUUGGAUGCAUUAAUGAAAGUGGGCCUAAUAAAUGUGUCUGAAAGGGAAAUUAUGUCACUGAGCUACGAAUAUGAUUUACGUAGCAAGUUUCAUUUGAAUCAUAUUGUAGAAGAGGAUGGCACUAAUUAUUCGCUUGGUGAAAAACAGUUAAUUUCAUUUGCUAGAGCGUUGGUAAGAAAUAGUAAAAUUCUCAUCUUGGAUGAAGCUACAUCAUCAGUAGAUUAUGAAACUGAUGCAAAAAUACAAUCAACAAUAGCCAAAGAUUUUAAAGAUUGUACCAUAUUAUGUAUUGCACACAGGUUAAGAACCAUUAUUCAAUAUGAUAGAAUUUUAGUUCUUGACAAAGGCAAUGUCAAGGAAUUCGAUAAGCCAUUGGUAUUAUUCAAACAUAAGGGGAUCUUUAGAGAAAUGUGUGAUAAAUCAAACAUCAUCGAAAGUGAUUUUGUAAAUCAAGCAGAAGAGAACGGAGAGAGUUAA
This is a messenger RNA of Debaryomyces fabryi, 2328 nucleotides long. RefSeq lists its product as uncharacterized. Lineage: Eukaryota; Fungi; Ascomycota; Pichiomycetes; Serinales; Debaryomycetaceae. Gene Ontology annotation, molecular function: ATP binding; ATP hydrolysis activity; ABC-type xenobiotic transporter activity. Bases 1 to 2328 code for a protein of 775 amino acids. The record is from RefSeq and is a predicted model, not a curated record. Gene Ontology annotation, biological process: transmembrane transport. The transcript has a single exon. Gene Ontology annotation, cellular component: plasma membrane.